Messenger RNA from Brassica oleracea var. oleracea, 1055 nucleotides. RefSeq lists its product as uncharacterized. The transcript is spliced from 2 exons. Bases 111 to 920 code for a protein of 269 amino acids. The record is from RefSeq and is a predicted model, not a curated record. NCBI's taxonomy places the organism in Eukaryota, Viridiplantae, Streptophyta, Magnoliopsida, Brassicales, Brassicaceae.
UAGCAUAUUUCUGAUAUGGUCUUAAAUCAGUUCCAUGAUGAAUAUACAACAAUUAGAUUUAGAUUGAAUCAGUGUGAAACCCUAUAGAAUGUUUUGUAGAUUUGCCAUAAAUGAAUCCAUUGAAUCUAGCCACCACAAGCUCACCUCCACCUGUUGCCAAUGAUCUCUUGGCGAAGCGAAAGAGAGGUCGUCCGCGCAAAGAUGAAACCACAACACAGCCUCAACAAGAAAACAUUAACCUGGUUGGUAAGACGUUUUCAGGUGCGGCGACAGGAUCUUUCGACGCGGGGUACCUCCUCAAUGUCAAGAUGAACGACAGUGACACGAAGCUGAGAGGUCUCGUGUUCAAGAAGGGGAAAGUCACUCCCGUAACCCCUGAGAACGACUUGGCUCCUCACGUUAAAAUGUUCGCAAGAGAAGGGAUCAAGAACCAAACUGAUCUCCCUCGUAAUGAUCAGGCAACGGAAGAUGUGGAGAUCUGUGAAUCUGCUCGACCGUUGUCUCUAGUGCCGUAUCAGAGCGAUGACGAAGAGCCCGAGGAAGCUGUGAUGGAGGAGAGAGAUGGAGUCAUGGAGGAAGGAGAAGCUGCGACUCCUCUGCUGGAGUUUUUUCCAACUCCGGAGGCGACCGUGGUGGCUUCUCAACAGAGUCUUGUCCUGGCGCAGAAAGAGACCACAGAGCAACAGAAACCUCCUGGUGAGGCUCGUGGGUUUGGUGUUGAGGAACCUGUUGGUCCGGUGGAGAAAGUUCCGCAGGAGCUUAGGCUAGAGCUUGGUAACAAGACGGUAAUGAGUGGAGACAAAGAGACAGAUCCUAAAAGCUCUGUGUCCAAGAGUGGCUUCAUAGCGAAUUUGCUUGAAGGAGAAGGCAAGAAGGUUGACUGUGCCAUGGAGGAAGAAGCAGCUCCAUCAGUUCCUUAAUUAACAAAAUGAACACCGUUCUGUUAUUUUAUAGAUAUUCAGACUCUCCAUUGCAUAUUCUGUUUUUUUCUUGUUUGUUUAAAACAUUUGUGUUCAGUAUUUGUUGUAAAACUAUUUCUUCUUCUGGUUAUUCAA